AUGGCAGAUGAAUCAUCGAAUAACAUUAAUGAAUCUUCAUUAGAUGAGAGUGUCAUUAAUUUGAAUGAUGACCUUCCAAUGGAGUCAUCCGAGCACUCGUUCAGCUCAGUUGAUCAACCUUUAUCAGCCAGUGCACAACAACGUUUAUCCCAUUCACAUAGAAGAACAGGCUCUUUGACAUCAUACAGAAGAAGUGUAGACAAUGAGAGCGUCGUACUGUCGGGGACAUUCUUCAAUAUCGAUGAUAAAUCAGCAUCAGGGGUUUAUUCACCAUUGGGACCAAACUCGAUAUAUGAAUUGACUGUGGGAUCUGAUCAGGCUAGGUCCAGGAAAAACAAAGCACCAAGAAGUUCAGUAAAGUUGAAUGGUGGAAUGACGCUUGUGUCUAAUUUAAAUACGCCAACGUCGCAUGAUAUCCCUCAGAUACAAUUAGAAAGAUUGAAAAAGAAAGUUUCAAAUCGGCAACUAGAGACUCGAUUUGUUGAUGAUAUACUUGACGAGUAUAAAAAAUUUGAGGAGAGCUAUAAAGCAUUGACGGAGGAAUCAUUACGCAAGUUAUCCAACUCAGACAAUAGUACAGUUUCUGCAUUCUCUUCCUCUGAGCAGAUUGAUCUGAACAAUCUGCUAUCAAUGAUUCCAGAAGUGUUUCUUGAACCUGAUUUCAAGCUCGAUGAUCCAAGAACAUUCAAAAAGGUGUUGGAAAAUACCAACCUCAAGUUGGAGGAGGACCAUAUUGUCAAUGAUACAGGGCUACAGGAGAAAUUUUCAAACUACUUGGACAGCGUGGAAAUAAGUUUGAUAUCGGAGAUUGAAAAAUCAUCGGAUUCGUUCUUUGAUGCGAUUGGUGACAUUGAGAAAAUACAAUCAAAAUCGGAUCAAUGUGUACAGGAUUACAAUACAUUGAUGAAGAAGCUUGAUUCACUUGAAAAGAACCAAGCCAAACAAGGGUUGCGAAUUCUCGAACUGAUGCUUCGCAAACAAAAUGUAGAGGCAUUGGAAAGAACCACGAUACAACUUCAGUACGUUACGACAUUAUUCCAGCUAGCAAACAUAUCAUUUCGUGACGAUGAUUACUUUAAAUGCUUGAAUGAAAUUGUUGCUACGGAGACUUUAAUUGCUGGAGUGGAGCUUGAAAAUGUGGAGGAUCCAGAAAUAAGACGCAUUUACCCACGUAUCAAUGUAUCCAAUUUGAGCGACGUUCCUGCAUUAAUACAUAUAAGAAACGAUUUGCAAACUUUAAAGACGGACUGUUCAAAGAAAUUUACUGAUGACUUUGUUGAACUUCUUUUGAAUGAUCUCAGGUCCCAUUACCACAACGUGCCUCCAAAAGACACGCUAAAUCGAAUGUAUUCCAAGAUGGAUAGCUCUCGAAAAUACGCAUCUAAUUCUUUCAACACAUCCUAUCUCGAUUUGAAAGAGGGAGUGAAACAAAAGUUGAGAGAAUACGUGGGAUACUUGGCAAAAUCCGGUCAACUCGUCAAUGCUUACACAGUUUAUCAAAACCAAUUCAUGGGAGAAAUAAAAAAUAUCAUCAAACAGAAUCUACCCACUCAAAAACAAGAAGAAUUAUCGCAAACAUCAACGGAGAGUUCGCCUGCGCCUAAUCAAAUUGAAAGUAAACCCAACCCGCUUAGUACUAACAUUAGAAUACUCACACCAAAGGAAUUUGAAAGUAUGCUUGCAGAGACGUUUGCUCAAUUGUCGGAAUGUUUGCGAAGACUUUCAGUACAUCAGAAACUCUUGCUUGAUGUUGCACUAAGUAGCAUCCCUCCUACAUCUAAUGUUAAUAUUAUGUCAUUGGACAUAACCAAAGCAAUUCACAAAGCAAUUGAGUUGACCCAAAUCCGCUUAAUGAAGGUGAUGAACGUGCGUCAAGAGCAAAUAACUGACUUGCCACUCUCAUUGUACCUCCGUUUGUAUUCGAUAACGUCAGCAUAUUUGAAUGAAUGUGAAAUGAUAAAUCCAUCAUUUGAGUUUACUGGCGCGGGAAAUGUCUUGAAAGAGUGGUUUCCCAACAAGUUGGUCUAUUAUAUACACAGGCUUCAUACUAAUCUUUCUAGACUGGCUGCCAAGAGUUGUAUGAGUGAAACUUGGAAAGUUUUGGAUGACCCCAAGGUUUUGCAACCUGCUCAAAUUGCCUUGAACGAGGUUUCCGGUUACACGGAGUUUAUCCAAUCGACUGGUACAAAAGGAUUUUCUGGAUCUGAAUGGUUGUCAUCCAUGGAUUUUUAUGAUGCAGGAGUUUCUGAUGAAGUUUCCCCAAAGGAGGAGUCAUCAGCUACCAAGUUGAACAUUUAUGGAGAUGAAUUCAUGGUUCCUAAUUUGGCCGUUGUUGUUCUGGGGCAUGUCAAGGAGUAUAUGGCUGCGUCUAAAGCCUUUCCCAAUCAUUCGCUCGAGAUUGAAAACAACCUUUUGGUUUACUUCCGUGACUUGAAUUCAAGAGUUUCACAAGCAGUUUUGGGAGCUGGUGCAACAAGAACCGCAGGAUUAAAGCACAUCACAACAAAGCAUUUGGCACUUUGUACUCGAUUUAUUGAAUUCAAUAUUGCGUUGCUUAGCGUUGUACAAGGCGGUUUUAAAGAAGCACCUGAACAAACUGAGCAGUUAACAUUCAAGAAAAUGAUUGGUGAGUACAAGGGCCAUGAGACUGAAUUAUUUGCCAAGGUUAUCACAAUUAUGGAGGAAAGAACAGUCUCAAAUUGUAACAAAUUGCCGGAGAUAAAUUGGGCUGAACCAAUCAAGCAUCCUCAACAGUGCCAUCCAUACAUGGAAAGUCUAGUUCGGGAUACAUUGACUGUUGCCAAAGUUUUGAUGAGAUACCUACCGGAAGCAAAGUAUUCAAUAAUUCUUCUGCGAAUCUUUGACAAUUACAAACGACUUUUCGUCGAGGCAUAUUGCACAAGGCUUCCACCAUUCAAAGACUUUAAUGAAAAACACAAUGUUCUUCGAGAUGUUGAUUAUUUUAGAGUCAAGUUGAGUGAUAUAUCUGGUUACAAAAAUUCUGGUCAAGUGAUUUGGGAAAAUGUCAAUCUGAUGCCUACAGAGGAGGAUACAAAGAUGGAUGAAGUGAUGCUUAGUAACACCAUUGUCGAGGCAAAGCAAGAACCAGCCGCGAAACUGAGAAAUACUUUUGAACGGCUUGUAUCAUCUGCAAGGAGCUCUUUUGAAAGGGGACCUGCCGCGAAACAGGAGUCACCUCUUGGGCCAACAGAAUCAAAUAGUAGCAUCAAGGAAGAAGAUGAAAAAGCAAAUGAGCCAGUUGCAGAAGAGGUUCAAACUCAAGAGGAUGGAAAGAUGUCCGAAGAUGAUUCAAACGUGUUGUUUAACGCCGAUGUUGUUGAUGACCAAGAGUUGAAGGAAGAGUCUUCUGCGGUGGUGGAAAAUGACAAAGAACAAACUGGCUCUAAUCCAGUGAAACAAGCUUUUGAAGGAGACUCAGUGGACGAAGGUAAGAAAUCGGAUAAUGGAAAAGUGGCAACUAAUACAAUUGUACUGUUGCAAGCACCUAACAACAGCAAAUCAAAUGACACAGAGAAGAAUGCCACUCAAGAAGUAGCAGCCAGUAACGAGCUUCCGACCAAUAAGGAACCCAUAACUAAACUCACUGACUUGGAAAAGAAAGAGGAUAGAAGAGAUGCGCCAGUGGAGAUGACUAUUUUAGAUGACUCACAGAGAGUGGAUUCGAGUGCACAAUCUGAAAAAGUUGAUGAUCCAGACAAGAAUGAAGCAGGAGAAGAGAAUGGACGAGAUCUUAUUACAAAUGAACAAGGUACUACUACAAGUGAGGUUCCUACUCGAAACCAAACAACAUCUACAAGUAAAGCUCUUUCUACAGACGAAGAAGUUAUUGCCAAUGGAUCAGCAAACAAGGAGAAAUCUUCCUCAAAGAAAACUUCAGAAGGCGAAGAUUCUACAAAUGAGAAAAGUGAAGCUAAUGAACUUCAAAAAGAGCAAGCUAAUGACGCUGAUGAAGUUAAAGAGACAAAACCUCAAGUAGGUCAACUUGCGGAUGCCCAACUUGCAGAUGACCAAGGUGAGAUCGAUAGGAAUUCUACCGAGACCGCCCAAGGAGUUAAAGAGCUCCCAGUAGACGAACCUGCAAAGGACGAACCUGCAAAGGACGAACCUGCAAAGGACGAACCUGCAAAGGACGAACCUGCAAAGGACGAACCUGCAAAUGAUGAACCUGCAAAGGACGAACCUGCAAAGGACGAACCUGCAAAGGACGAACCUGCAAAGGACUCCAAGGUCACGUCGAAGGAUAGUCCCGAUAAAUCUUCCAACAAUGCAUCAAACAAGACCAAGAACCAGAAGAAGAAAAACAAGAAGAACAAGAAGAAGAAGUAA
This is a messenger RNA of Lodderomyces parapsilosis, 4347 nucleotides long. RefSeq lists its product as uncharacterized. NCBI's taxonomy places the organism in Eukaryota, Fungi, Ascomycota, Pichiomycetes, Serinales, Debaryomycetaceae. The transcript has a single exon. Bases 1 to 4347 code for a protein of 1448 amino acids. Gene Ontology annotation, biological process: Golgi to vacuole transport; retrograde transport, endosome to Golgi. Gene Ontology annotation, molecular function: syntaxin binding. Gene Ontology annotation, cellular component: GARP complex. The record is from RefSeq and is a predicted model, not a curated record.